CUGCGCCGAACUCGCCGGGGACGUCGGGCUCCGGCUCCCUGGCUGGCUCAUCGCUCUGACCGGCUCCCUGCGCCUCCUCCCGGGACUGCGCGGGGACCCGGGCCCGAUCGGGCGCGGGGCGAGCAGGGUCCCCGGGCGGGAGGCGCGCGCUCUGGGCAGCGCCCGGCCCCGGGCAUGGACAGAGAGAGCUGGGCGCGCAGGGGGCGCCGCGGGACCGGGCGGCCGGAGCGCUGAGCCAGACAAAGGCUCGGGAGUUGCAAUUGCUCUCGGGAGCCGGGCCCCGGGCGCCCAGGCUGCGGGACCCGGCGGCUGGCGGCUCUGGCCGGCCCUCUCCCCCGUGGGCCGGCUCCGCGUGCCCGGAUCUGCCCUGCCCGCUUCUCCGCGGGCGUGGGAAUUUGCCGAGGGGACCUCUGCGGCUUCGGCGGGGACCGGGACCGGGAGUCCGUCUGCCGCGCGCCCGCCGGGCGGGGAGCCAGGGAGCGUCGCAAGUUUCCGAGCCGCGUGAAGGGACACGGAGCGGGCGAGCCCCGCGUGCGGCGCUCCCGGCCGGGCUGGCCGCGCCGAGCAUGGGCAGCGAACGGAGCGCGCCCGGACGGCCGUCCUGGGCGGGCAGCCUCCCUGGCGGCCGGGAGGCGGCGGCGCGGCCGCGACUGCUGCCGCUGCUCCUGAUGGCUCUGGGCUGCCUGGGCCCCGGCGCAGCGGAGGACGCAGAAGUCAAUGCCGAGAACUGGCUGCGACUCUACGGCUACCUGCCUCAGCCCAGCCGCCACAUGUCCACCAUGCGCUCGGCCCAGAUCCUGGCCUCAGCCCUCUCCGAAAUGCAGCGCUUCUACGGGAUCCCUGUCACCGGCGUGCUUGACGAGGAGACCAAGACGUGGAUGAAGCGGCCCCGCUGUGGCGUGCCGGAUCAGUUCGGGGUGCAUGUGAAAGCCAAUCUGCGGCGGCGGAAGCGCUAUGCCCUCACUGGCAGGAAGUGGAACAACCCCCACCUGACCUUCAGCAUCCAGAACUACACGGAGAAGCUGGGCUGGUACCACUCGCUGGAGGCGGUGCGCAGGGCCUUCCGCGUGUGGGAGCAGGCCACGCCCCUGGUUUUCCAGGAGGUGCCCUACCAGGACAUCAGGCUGCGGAGACAGAAGGAGGCUGACAUCAUGGUCCUCUUUGCCUCUGGCUUCCAUGGCGACAGCUCACCCUUUGAUGGCACGGGCGGCUUUCUGGCCCACGCCUACUUCCCGGGCCCUGGCCUGGGCGGGGACACCCAUUUCGACGCAGAUGAGCCCUGGACCUUCUCCAGCACCGACAUGCAUGGGAACAGUCUCUUCCUGGUGGCAGUGCACGAGCUGGGCCACGCGCUGGGGCUGGAGCACUCCAGCAACCCCACCGCCAUCAUGGCGCCGUUCUACCAAUGGAUGGACAUUGACAACUUCCAGCUGCCCGAGGACGACCUCCGGGGCAUCCAGCAGCUCUACGGCUCCCCAGACGGACGGCCGCAACCCACCCGGCCCCUCCCCACGGUGACGCCCCGGCGGCCAGGCCGGCCAGACCAGCGGCCCCCCAGACCUCCCCAGCCUCCACCCCCAGACGGGAAGCCGGAGCGGCCCCCAAGGCCAGGCCCCCCAGUCCAGCCCCGAGCCACGGAGCGGCCUGACCAGUAUGGCCCCAACAUCUGCGACGGGGACUUUGACACGGUGGCCAUGCUGCGUGGGGAGAUGUUCGUGUUCAAGGGCCGCUGGUUCUGGCGGGUCCGGCACAACCGCGUCCUGGACAACUAUCCGAUGCCCAUUGGGCACUUCUGGCGAGGUCUGCCCAGCGACAUCAGCGCUGCCUACGAGCGCCAGGAUGGCCGUUUUGUCUUCUUCAAAGGUGAGCGCUACUGGCUCUUCCGAGAGGCGAACCUGGAGCCCGGCUACCCACAGCCGCUGACCAGCUACGGCCUGGGCAUCCCCUACGACCGCAUCGACACGGCCAUCUGGUGGGAGCCCACGGGGCACACCUUCUUCUUCCAGGAGGACAGGUACUGGCGCUUCAAUGAGGAGACGCAGCGGGGAGACCCCGGCUACCCCAAGCCCAUCAGUGUCUGGCAGGGGAUCCCCGUCUCCCCCAGAGGAGCCUUCCUGAGCAACGAUGCAGCCUACACCUACUUCUACAAGGGCACCCGAUACUGGAAGUUCGACAACGACCGCCUGCGGAUGGAGCCCGGCUACCCCAAGUCCAUCCUGCGGGACUUCAUGGGCUGCGAAGAGCCGGGACCCCGAUGGCCCGACGUCGCCCGCCCGCCCUUCAACCCCGACCCCGAGGCGGGCGCAGAGCCCGGGGCCGGCGGGGACGGCCAGGAGGGUGACGGGGGCCGCGAGGCCGGGGCCGGGCCGGAGGAGGACGGGGGCAGCCGCGUGGUGGUGCAGAUGGAGGAGGUGACGCGGACGGUGAACAUGGUGAUGGUGCUGGUGCCCCCGCUGCUGCUGCUGCUGUGCAUCCUGGGCCUCACGUACGCCCUGGUGCAGAUGCAGCGCAAGGGCGCGCCCCGCAUGCUCCUGUACUGCAAGCGCUCCCUGCAGGAGUGGGUCUGAGCCGCCUCCUGCUCCUCACGGUGCUAGGGCCAGGCUGGUUCUGAGACUGCCCCUGGGGCACCCGGCGAGAGCCUCCCGUGGCUCCCUCGGCCCCCGGGUGGGGCCCCCCAGGCAGGCCCUCCAACACCCCUGCCAGCCCUGCCCCCGUGGUUUAUUUAUGCCCAGGUUUUUUUGUUUGGUUUUUGCACACUAACUGAGCAUUGGUUUCUACUUUCCUGGCCUGGGCCAGUCCCUCAGGGCAGGGGGUAGAGCUUUCUAAAUGGAGGUUAGCUCCAGACCUGGAAUGAGGCCCCACCCACCUUUGGCAAGGCCACAGCCAGCAGAGGGGAGGGUCAGAAGGCGCAGGUGGGAGCCAGGCCCGCAGCCGGAGCCCCAGAACCUGACCGGGAGCUCCCCUGGCCUCCGCCCACCUACGUCUUUCUCUGCCUUAGGAACAGCGAAGUGGGUGUAGGCCGCCAGGGCCACCCCAAGCCAGGGGGACAGGAAGGGGAGGUGACCCUGGCUGUGAGUCCAUGUUGAGUCUGGUUCCUUCCCAACCAACCCCAGCAGCCCGAGCUCCUUGUGCCUAAGAACCCUACCCGCCCCUGGCCAGGGAGGGGCCGGCAGCCCCCAGCUCCCACGUACCCCUUGAGCCCACACCUCCUUAUCUGUCUAGAGACGGGGUUCUGGGCCCGCCUUACCAAGGACCAAAGGGCGUCUGCCAAGGCCCCUCCAGCCAGGAGCCUCGCUCCCUGGCUGGGCCUCCAGCCCCCAGUCCACCUUCUCUUCUCUGAGCUAUAGGACCCACCUGGGCCCCUCCCUGGGCCUAAUCCCAUCCUCUCUCCCCCACACCCCCAUCCUCAGGGGUCUCGGAACCCCACCAGCCUCAGGCUCCAGCUGCCAGUUGGCCAGCUCUCCUGGGAGAGAGGGGGCUGAUGGGUGCCCAGGCUGGGGCGCUGGAGUCAUAGAGCAUGCCCACCUGUGUGGGUGCCCACAGCCCAGCAUGCACCAGGCUUGGAGGGGGUUACUCCCCUGCAGCUCCCUGCCCCCCACCCCACCCCCACCCCCGGGCCCUGGUGGGAGAGGCCAGCGGGAGCCACUGGGGCCUGGAGGCUGCCAGGCUCAGCCCUGAGGGCGAGCUGCUCCCUUCUUUUCCUUCCCAAACCGAGCAGAGGCGGCGAGGCUGCUGUGGGAAAUGGUACUGUAUAGCCGGCUCUGCCCCCCAGAACCCCGAGGCCCCCAGGGAGGGACUUCUCAUGGGCUGGCCCCCAAAUGCGGGUCCAGCAGCUUCCGCCCCCUCCAUCCUGAGAACGGAGAGCCAGCCAAGCGGGGACGGGGGUCCGUGUCCACCCCAUAUGUGUCUUUCUGUAAAUAACCUGCACUGAUUAAACCGUAUGGCCGGCGA
This is a messenger RNA of Myotis daubentonii (Daubenton's bat), 3951 nucleotides long. RefSeq names its product matrix metallopeptidase 15 (gene MMP15). The record is from RefSeq and is a predicted model, not a curated record. Gene Ontology annotation, molecular function: zinc ion binding; metalloendopeptidase activity. Gene Ontology annotation, biological process: extracellular matrix organization; proteolysis; collagen catabolic process. Gene Ontology annotation, cellular component: extracellular matrix. NCBI's taxonomy places the organism in Eukaryota, Metazoa, Chordata, Mammalia, Chiroptera, Vespertilionidae.